Molecule: messenger RNA, 2733 nt
Organism: Echinostoma caproni
Lineage: Eukaryota; Metazoa; Platyhelminthes; Trematoda; Plagiorchiida; Echinostomatidae
Source: the annotation of a GenBank genome assembly
AUGAAUUUGGAGGAAUGCAUUGCUGCUAAUUUUACAUGGUCGCACCUUCCUCAAAAACUCCGUUCCCAGCUGCGCGAUGAUCCUAAAGAAUAUGAACACCACGUGGUCACAUUCAGCUUGCAAAACCAGUUGAGAUACGAUGGCAAUCUUGUGCAGCAGAUACUGCGUCGUGAAAAGAAAUACUAUGAAAGACUUAUCGAAUACAGUCGGAGGGAACAUUUGCUUUAUCCAUACCAUUUGCAAGAUAAAAUUGUUCCCGGUUUGCGUGUCACUCCGUUUGUUUACUAUCGCGACAUGCUUGUGUAUGUAGUUCGAGCGGAGCGUUCUUACGAUUGUUUACCAAAUUUCACUGCAGCUGAUUGUCUUCGUCUUCUUGGGAUCGGCAGAAACCAGUACAUUGAGGUUAUGAACACAUACAAAAGUUUUCUCACCACCGCUGGCCCUGAUCAUAGUAAUACCCUGUAUGAGAUCCUCUAUGAUAUUCUCCCACAGCAACCAGUAGAUACAAUCACAUUUGAACCGUGGUACAUUAUUCGCAUCGGUUCUGUCUUGAUGGAGGACAUUGAACAGGUGUCGAAUGCUGAACACGAACUCAUCGAUCGCAUCAUUGAUAUGGAGCAACAUCCAAUUUCCGAUCAUCCCUUGGGGAUUGAAGUGAAGGACGCAGAUCCAACAGUUUUAAAGCGCUUGUUCCAACGAGGUCUAGUUUACAUUGAUGUGCCUAUAAAUGGCAGUGAUCGGAUAUGCGUCCCUACGCUUGAAGGUUUUGUUAUGAAUCGUGUUAACGGGGAUAAUAGGGAGAAUCUUCUGUACAAAAUUUUUGUCAGUGCAGACGAGAAAACUACUAUUGAGGAGCUGGCCGAUUGCUUGCAGAUUGAUGUGAAUCUUGUGGCACAAGCCGCAUCACUGUUUUGUCGUUUAGGAUUUGCUUACAAACGUUCCGACAAUUUGUCAGCUGCGGUGUUAAACGGUCGGGAGAAUAUUGAAAUGAAGAAUCAGUCGGACUUCCUCAAAUCGGACGAUGGCAAUGGGGCCUUCCCUAGAGCAGUUCCCGUUCAAAACGCAUCGCAGAACUCGAAAAAAUUAGCUCUCAUUUUUGAUUCAACCAUAACUGCCUAUCUAAUGAUGGGUAACUUGUCAGCAGGCCUCAAACCACAUGCAGUAACAAUGUUCGAAGUGGGAAAACUUUGCGACGACUCCUUGGAGUCGUUUCUUGCCGAACUAGAUAACUUGACUAGUAUCGAUGAAGGUGAAGCGAAGCUGUAUUUUGAACAUGCAACAAAUCUGCGGGAGGCCUUGCAUUUCUUGCGUGACCAAGCAAAUCGCUCUGAGACUGAUUUUCAUGGAAUCGAUUUAGUUCGUGGUGGCUCAUUGUUGAACCUAGAGCCACAGACAAGAGUACGCAUCUUACAGAAGAACUAUAAUUUAGUUAUUAGCGUCAGCCCUCUAACAUAUGAAGACCGCCAGGCUUUCAGUGCUCUCUGGCCUGCUCACAUUGGACCACCGGUCCCAGAAGCCAACUCUCCAUGGUUUCGAUUGUAUGUGACCUUUUUGGCAAAUGGCUGUUCAUCGCACUCAAAGGAAGUCAUUCCAUCUCGUAAUUCGGUUCUUCCGGUGAUGUUGUUGACCAGAGGAACGCGAGUGGUUCAACUACCAGAUUGUUUUAUCGACUGUUCACGCUUUUUGAUUACCGUCUGGGGUCAUGAUCCGGUUGAGCUCAGUGCUUCUGCAUUGCUUAGUUCCGUAAAUGAUGUACUGCUCUCGUCUCCUGUAUUGAUCCAGACUACCCAUAUUGGUGUAGAUGGGCCGAAGCUGAAGAUCCGUUACAUUCCACUUCCUUUGUCCGAAACGAUAAUCUGUACCAUACAGAAGAAACCAGAUACCGUUCCGCUAUUUCUGAAGCAUCUGUGUGAGAAGAUCGAUCUUGCAUCUGUUUGUGGAUACAUCACUGUGUUGGCUCCCUGGACCCAAACCGAAGCCAGAUUAUCAUUCGAGAGCGCAGCUCUACAAGUGCUAGACGAAGUUCUGAACUACAUUGUACCCCCUUCGACUGUUUCAGAUACAAUGCUCCCGCAGACAGAACAAGAGAACGAUGCGUGCUGUUUGGUAUUAACCGAAUCAGAGUUGCUUGAGUUAAUGCAGCAGGGUCAAUCAGUACACUUUAUCACCUUGCACAUGGGUCUACCUAUUUUCAGUAGGGACUUGCUUCGUGCGGUUUGUGGACAAAUUGCUGAACGUACACCGAACCUACUCACCCCAGAAGCCCGGAUUCAACUGGAAGCAGCAAAUAAGCAGCUACUAAUCGGACUGGAGGAUUUCGUCUAUAAUAAAUGUGCCGCUCGCUGGCCCCGUGUGACCGAGUCUAUUCAGUCACCUCGACUUGGUGCCACGAGUCUCAAUGGGGUUGGGAUGGGUGGGAUUGGUUUAUCAGACCAAAUCCCAGGCCCGUGGCCUCUACCUACUCGUAGCGUGGAUUGUAAACCUUUUGGAAGUCCCGUGCCCUUCCGAGCUAUUCCUCUCGGUGAGGACUUAUCCACCCAAUUGAGUUCCGCUCUCAAAGAUGAUGAUGAUGGAGACACGUUCUUGGAAGAGGUUGUCAAAAUUACUCGGCAUCGAACAGUGUCAUCCGAGCAGAGUGACGGCAUUGACGAUCCUGCCUUUCAGUGCUGUUUGUGUGGGAUGCGGACACUAGAGCGAUGCUUCCAUUGUGGUUGGGCACCGUAUUGUAGGUGA